This is a messenger RNA of Brachypodium distachyon (stiff brome), 1941 nucleotides long. RefSeq names its product serine/threonine-protein kinase PBS1. Bases 276 to 1691 code for a protein of 471 amino acids. NCBI's taxonomy places the organism in Eukaryota, Viridiplantae, Streptophyta, Magnoliopsida, Poales, Poaceae. Gene Ontology annotation, biological process: protein phosphorylation. The transcript is spliced from 5 exons. Gene Ontology annotation, molecular function: protein kinase activity; ATP binding. The record is from RefSeq and is a predicted model, not a curated record.
CAGAAGAGAAGAGAAAGCCUGCUAGCGUCGCCAAAACGGCAGCAACAAAAAAAGCCGAAACCGAGCCGACGCCCCGGGCGGCUCACGGAGUCCACCCCCAGUCCCUUCCUCCUCCUCCAAGGGAUCCCGCCUCCCACGCCCGCCUCACCGCCGUGCUUCCGCCUGCCGAUUGGGUCGUCCUCUGGUAGGGGGAGCUCCUGGCCGACACGAAUCCCCGGCGGUUGUUGCGGAAAUGCGGGUUUUCCGUGCGGCGGGGCGUUGAUUGGUGAGCUGGCAUGGGUUGCUUCUCAUGCUUCGAUUCGAGCUCCAGCGAGGAGCUGGGCUACCCCAAGCAUGGCGGUGGCGGCGGGAGUAGCACUGGCGGACGGGCCGCGGCGGCCUCGUCCUCCGGCGUCGGUGCCCGGGAGGAGAGACCCAUGGUGGCACCGCGUGUCGAUAAGCUACCCGCAGGGGUUGAGAAGGCGAGGACGAAAGGCAAUGCCAGCAUGAAGGAGCUUUCAGUUCUCAGGGAUGCCAAUGGCAAUGCCCUCUCUGCACAAACAUUCACCUUCCGUCAGCUUACAGCUGCCACGAGGAACUUCAGGGAGGAAUGCUUCAUUGGCGAGGGAGGGUUUGGACGUGUUUACAAGGGCCGUCUCGACGGAAGCCAGGUUGUUGCUAUAAAGCAGCUCAAUAGGGAUGGUAAUCAAGGUAACAAAGAGUUCUUGGUGGAGGUCCUCAUGCUCAGUUUGUUGCAUCACCAAAACCUUGUUAAUUUGGUUGGCUAUUGUGCUGAUGGAGAGCAACGCCUUCUUGUGUAUGAGUAUAUGGCCCUUGGAUCAUUAGAAGAUCACUUGCAUGAUCUCCCUCCUGAUAAGGAAUCUUUGGACUGGAACACUAGGAUGAAAAUCGCAGCAGGUGCCGCUAAAGGGCUGGAAUACCUUCAUGACAAGGCACAACCACCAGUUAUAUAUAGGGACUUCAAGUCAUCAAAUAUUCUAUUAGGUGAUGAUUUCCAUCCAAAGCUGUCGGAUUUUGGUCUUGCCAAAUUGGGUCCUGUCGGUGACAAGUCUCAUGUCUCUACUCGUGUGAUGGGAACAUAUGGCUAUUGUGCUCCAGAAUAUGCUAUGACAGGGCAACUUACAGUUAAGUCAGAUGUGUACAGCUUUGGAGUUGUAUUGCUUGAGUUGAUUACUGGUCGGAAGGCCAUUGACAGCACCAGACCACAUGGAGAACAAAACCUCGUGUCAUGGGCACGCCCUCUUUUCAGUGACAGGCGGAAGCUCCCAAAGAUGGCUGAUCCAGGGCUGCAGGGGCGAUAUCCCUCACGUGGGCUCUACCAAGCCCUUGCCGUGGCAUCAAUGUGCAUUCAGUCAGAGGCUGCUUCUCGCCCACUUAUUGCUGAUGUUGUGACUGCUCUUUCAUACCUAGCAGCCCAAACAUAUGAUCCUAACGCCAUCCAUGCCUCAAAAAAAGCAGGCAGUGAUCAGCGAAGUAGGGUUGGUGACAGUGGAAGGGUGCUCCUUAAAAAUGACGAGGCAGGCAGCUUCGGUGACAAGUCAGACCGGGAUGACUCCCCAAGAGAGCGUCCUCUGGGGAUCCUGAAUGACAGGGAGCGGAUGGUGGCUGAGGCAAAGAUGUGGGGUACGAAUUUGCGGGAGAAGACGCGUGCAGCUGCCAAUGCACAGGGGAACCUGGAUUCUCCAACAUAAACCGGAUAGCAACAAUCAUCAAGUCACGGCCUUGCUUUUUCUCUGUGUCAAUUGUGUUUACUUUCGAUUGGCAGGGAAAGAAGAAUUGUGUGCUUCUUGAUGGUUAGAUGUACAUUUCUAGGGGUUAAACAAGAGGAGAAUUGUGUGGCUUUGAACUGGAUAUGGUUGUGCCUGUAAAUUCUCGGAAAAUUUUGCGACGGUGGAGAACAAAUUUGGAAUCGAGUCUGUCGCCCCUGUUCUUGUUUUUUCA